Molecule: messenger RNA, 465 nt
Organism: Dendrobium catenatum
Lineage: Eukaryota; Viridiplantae; Streptophyta; Magnoliopsida; Asparagales; Orchidaceae
Exons: 2
Coding region: 46-321 (91 amino acids)
Source: RefSeq, a predicted model, not a curated record
UUCUUCAUCAUCUUCUUCUUCUGCAAAUCCAGCGUAUUCAUAGCGAUGAAUAGGAUUUUCAUCAGCAACUCUUUGCUUCCCAAAAGCAUUCGAGCUUAUAAUGUUGUUGCGGCGGAAAGGUCAUGUACGACAGAGGCGACAUCAACCCCGAUAAAAUUAGCGGCGGAGGCAAUUCUGGGCUCCGCCGCAGAAGAGAAAGAGCACACAAAUUACUGGAUGAGAGAUCCAAAGACAGGAAAUUGGAUGCCGGAGAACAGAAUCAGCAAAGUGGAAGUUGAUCCAGCAAUGCUCCGGGCUAAGUUCCUCCCCUCCAAGAAAUAGAAAUAUAUGCAGAUUUAGCGAUCUAAGUGACUUCUUAAUGUUCAAUAUUCUCUGAGUAUAAAUAUGUACUCUUUCUUAGCUUCAAGUGGAUGUAUUUUGGAUAUAACGAUAAUUUGACUUUAAAUAAAAGGAAUAAAAUAUUUA